Messenger RNA from Penicillium arizonense, 1746 nucleotides. RefSeq names its product BCS1 and AAA domain-containing protein. Lineage: Eukaryota; Fungi; Ascomycota; Eurotiomycetes; Eurotiales; Aspergillaceae. Gene Ontology annotation, molecular function: ATP binding; ATP hydrolysis activity. Gene Ontology annotation, biological process: protein insertion into mitochondrial inner membrane from matrix; mitochondrial respiratory chain complex III assembly. Gene Ontology annotation, cellular component: mitochondrial inner membrane. Bases 1 to 1746 code for a protein of 581 amino acids. The record is from RefSeq and is a predicted model, not a curated record. The transcript has a single exon.
AUGGAAUCCAACCAAACAUACCCCACGGUGACAGGGCCGCUGUCCCCGUCCGAAACAGCGAUGUUGGAGGUGCUUGUUCCCGGUUAUGGCUUUAUAUCACGUAUUUUGAUGUCAUACCUCAAUAUCGACAUCAAUGCCUACAUCCAACUAGUGGUCGCAAUGGCCGUCUUCGCCGCAAGUUUCCGAUACAUUUACAACCAAGCCUCAGCACGCUUCAGUCAAUAUUUUGUAUCAAGAGCCGAAAUCCGCCUUGAUGAUGAGAUUUUCAACUACCUGAUGUAUUGGAUCUCACGCCAAUCCCACAUGAAACAAACGAAUCGGUUUGUGGCAGGCAUCAAAAGCAACGGAUACUGGAGUGACGACGAAGAGUCAGAUGCCGGCGACGAAAAUGAAUGGGACAAGCUAGACGAUGACGGAAAGCUUGCCUCAUUUGAUGAAUGCUGGGAAAAGGUGCUCAGCCGCGACAAGUACAAGACUCUCCGUUUCACCCCAGCACAGGGCUGCCACUACUUCUGGUACCGCAACCGGCCCCUCAUGCUGGAGCGACAACGCCAGGAAGGGAGCGCACGCUGGGUACUGAACAACGAGCGACUCUACCUAUCAUGUUUCGGUCGGGACCCUACCAUCCUGAAGAUGUUGCUGGCGGAAGCGCAGCAAGCAUAUGUCGAGCGCGAUGGGAACCUCACUGUCAUUUAUCGUGGUCAACGACCAUGUGCCACCUCUCCAUAUGAUUGGUAUCGGGGCAUGGCUCGGCUACCGCGUCCUCUUUCGACUGUUAUCCUAGACCAGGAACAGAAACAGUCCUUUAUUGAUGAUAUCAAGGAGUACCUGCACCCUCGUACCCGUCGCUGGUAUUCUAACCGUGGUAUCCCAUACCGACGUGGAUACCUCUUCCAUGGUCCCCCUGGAACUGGCAAGACGAGUCUGUGUUUUGCUGCAGCAGGCCUGUUGGGGUUGAAGCUUUACCUGCUUAAUCUCAAUUCCACAGCUUUGGACGAGGACGGUCUCGCGUCUCUAUUUGCAGUCCUGCCGCGGCGGUGCAUUGUGCUUCUUGAAGAUAUUGACGCGGCGGGGAUUACCAACACUCGGGGCAAGACUAUUGUUUCAACCCCGGAGCCCACAAUCGACGAGAUCAUCCCAGGUGAGGCAGAUGGUGAAGCUGACGCGACUGUUGUCCCCGAUGCAUCUGCCAAAGGCGGCGUCACACUCUCAGGUCUUCUGAACGUCAUUGAUGGUGUUGCUGCGAGCGAGGGCCGGAUCCUCGUGAUGACCACGAACCACGCCGACAAGUUGGACCCAGCUCUUCUCCGACCUGGUCGUGUUGAUAUGACCAUCAACUUUGGAUACACCAGUGAAGCGGACAUCAAGGAGAUGUUCAUUUCUAUAUACAACACAACGAAAAAUGAUAUCCGGCGUGCGAAGAGACCACGAACGGCCAGCAAUGGCUCUGCCAAGUCUUCAGCCAAGUCUAUCACUGGGGAGAGAAGGAACUCUGAAGACUCCCAGGUUGGGGAUAAGGAGGAUCCAUUGCAGGACGCUCUUCAAUCCCAUCAAUCGCGCAUUUCACGCCUUGCUGACGAAUUUGCCGCUAUUGUUCCCAGUGGAGAAUUGACUGCUGCUGAGAUCCAGGGUUAUCUUCUUAACCAUAAGGACAUUCCUGAAGUGGCGAUUCAGGGUGCACCGGAAUGGAUGCAAAGCACAUUGGAGAAGAAGCGUGCGAGAGAGGAGAAGGAGAAGUUUUCUUAG